AUGAAUGGCACGGUAGGCAACGAAGACGAGAUCGAUCUCUUCGACGAUGACGACGAUUUCGAUGAUCUGUCGGAGUCCGCUCUUCAAGAACUCGAGCAACAUGCAAUUCUCUCAACGCAACAACAGUCCUUACAGCGUAAUGCCCUGGUGAAGCCUACCUCGUAUCCCCCGCCUCGAUCCAAUCUCACCAGACGCUUGCCAAAUCUCUCGGAGAACUACCUAGAGGACGAAAGCUUUGAACUCCUCGGGGACGAAGGAGUGGCUACCCCCGUCGAGGAGUAUGCUUCUUUUAUAGCACGGCCGCAAGUGCGAGGUGAGACUGCGCAGAGAGAACAGUUUCGACAACAACGCUAUGGCGAUAAUCACUUCAGGUCUGCUCCGACUCUGAACAGACAACAGGUGCAGCAGCAAAUACCUGCUGCGCAGGCCACACCAAGUGAUGGACGUUAUCCUGGCGUGUCCACAAGACUUGAAGAAACGAUGAUAGAUCAGCCUUCACAACGAGUGAAUAUGCCUCCGGCAGGUGGCCACAUGCUUCUCGGUGACCAACUUGAAGACUUGCUCCGAGAACGUGACCAAUUGGCCAAAGAUCUACGAGCUGCCAAUGAUGCGAUGUCCAUGCAAAAGGGUGAAAUCUCAAUUAUACGUGCCAAUGCCGAGAAGGAGAACAAGGUCUACGAUCGUCAGUUGAAUGCCCUCAAGAAGUCAAUCGAAGAAGAAACCAUCAAACACCAGGCCGCAAUGGACGCCAUCGCUGAGAAGAAUAGACAGUUAACAACUCGUUAUCAGUUCCUUCAACAAGAACACAAUCAGGAGGUGCAAGACGUCAAGGCUUUGAAGCAACGACUGAAAGACCGCCCCGAAGCAGAGCAACAACCCACCAUUACUUCAACUCCAAAGCGAGGAAUGGGUGGGUCUCUGAGAGAUGGCUUCGAAGACGAUGAUAUCAUGUUAUUGUCGCCCUCAAAAUCUGCCCGUAGGUCCAAACCCAGUACCCCGACAGCUGCCAAUAGGAGGAAGAGGAAGGCCGGUGGUACCAGUCCCGUCAAAUCACUUCCGUUAAGAUUAUCGGCACCCGAUCCGCUUGAUAUGGCGCCUCCACGGCCACCAGUGCCCCAGCCAGAAGACCAUUCACAAAUAACGAUACGAAGGGAUCCUCGAGCAGAGCGAGACUUGCUUUUCUUACAGAAGAUUCUUGAUUACCGUGUCAAACCAUCACGAGAGAUGCUUCUAGAAAGUCUAAUGAAGAUUUCCUUACCUUCAAGACCUUCGAAGACAUUUUCAAGUAUUCUCCUAGAGCGCAUUGCUCACAUGAAGGAUAAACGUGUUGCACAUGAUCUUCUACAGAUCUUCAUUGACCUCUGGUCAAAGUCACUCAAGGAACAGUACUAUCAACCCAUUUCGUUGCUAAUAGAGAUUGUGGGUUACAUCAUAGAGGUCGAAAUGUUCGUGUUGACGAAGGAGAAUAUCACGACCCUAGUGCCCUUGUUGCGAGCCUCGAUAGCCUUGAACGCUGAGAAACGCUUCAAGCAUUCUCCUGUGAACCAUUCCUCGUUUGGCAAAUUUAGUGCCACACCACAGGCUGCCCUGAAUCAUGAUGUCAAUGGAACUGCCUGUCUGGAGUUGCUGCUCGAUAUAGCAUAUAUCAUCUCAGAUGAACCGGAACUCAUCGACCUCUUCUGGCGGCUACUGGACUAUGAAUUCCUCCUCAUGAUGCUGAACUCAUGGCAACCAAUAUCUGACAUCAUCCUCAACCUCCGCCUUCUGGCAACCUCCAUCUUCCCGACCACUUUCGGCAGCAUCGCUAGCACACCAGAAGAACAGGACAAGAUUGAACAUUGGAUCAUCAAUCGCGUCUGCUGGCUGUUGUGGGAAACCCCAAAGGUCGACGAAGGUCUCCCACCCAACUCAAAAGACCAACUCUGUCAACUCCGCCUCGAGGUCAUGGAACUCCUGACCCGAAUCGCCAUCACCUCCUCGCCAUACCCGCACGACGAUCCCAACCAUCAUGGCAGCCUGCUGAUUGCGUCGGAUGCCCACGCCAUCGCACGCAUCGUGCGCUCUCUGUACGACGAAGUUGCCGCAAUGUACCUCCUGACGCCGACGCACACCCAGCACGCCGAGAUCGUGAACCGCGGCAUUCGUGUCCUCUACCACGUGCUUACAAUGCACAACGCGAGCAUCGACUUACAGGAGAAACUCUCGCUCAUCAACGGCGGUGUGCACAAACAUCGCGUAGUCCUGACACGUCUGGCGUUCAGCCAGGGCUUCUACGUUGACAGAUUGAUCACGGAUGAAACAGUCGCGAUGGCCACAACCAUGUUGGAGGACAGCGUCACUCCCGAUGAAGCAGACGAGCUCAUCGAGGCAUUUCCUGGGUUCAGGGGCAGAGCUACAUAUAGUCAGGAGCAGGGUGUUGAGAGGAUGGAUAUAGAGGAUACUUGA
Messenger RNA from Exophiala bonariae, 2445 nucleotides. RefSeq lists its product as uncharacterized. NCBI's taxonomy places the organism in Eukaryota, Fungi, Ascomycota, Eurotiomycetes, Chaetothyriales, Herpotrichiellaceae. The coding region runs from base 1 to 2445 and encodes 814 amino acids. The transcript has a single exon. The record is from RefSeq and is a predicted model, not a curated record.